AGAUAAAAUACAAAAACGGAGGAAAGGUCUCGCCCACAACAUUAUGAUAUUUGAAAUGUUGGGACAGGAAAUGAAAGAUCAUUUAGCUUCUAGGCCGAAGUUACAAGAACUUUGUAAAAUAUGAGGAGGUGUUUUGUGCUCGUUGUGUGCUUGGCGUUUCUUGGUUUUUCAAGUUCCUACAGGAAAAAAUACGAAGAUAAGGAGAAAUGUCCAAAAGUAAAAGCCAUUAGGAAUUUCGUACUGGAAGAUUUAUUGGGAAGAUGGUACGUGAUAGAAUAUUAUGCUAGUUCCGAAGAAGCUUUAUCGUAUCGAUGCAUGAGAGCAGAGUUCACGACAUCUUCUCUCCAAGAUGUAACCAUGAAUUUCACCUACAGCUUCACAGACGAUCCUCUCAAUGAAAUCCUGAUCGGAAACAUCACUUGGACAAUUCCGAACCCAGAAAGGUCAUCUCAUUGGGUUCAUUCCGAGGAUACAUAUGAAGGUGUCUACAACACUUACGUGCUAGAUUCUGACUACAAAUCAUGGGCUCUUCUAUUACAUUGCGCGGAGAAAACCAAUGUAACCAGAUACCUCUCCAGCUUCAUAAUGAGCAGGAAACCGACACUUGGGGACAACGAAAAGGCAUAUCUGCGCGACAAAUUACCUCGAUAUGACAUCGACCUAACCUAUUUGUUCGACAUGGCCCAAAAUGAUUGCAACUCAACACCAGCUGCAGAUUUGAUUCCUCCACCUGUUCUCAUGAAUAGAAAAGAGCCAUCUUCUAGAAGACAUCCCAUGAAACAUGUUCACGGUUAAGGCAGAGGCGAUCUAAGGGCGCACAUGUUGCUUAACUUAAACUAAUUUUGGAAUAAUUUGAGUUCUUGAGUACGCAUAUGUAAAAUCUUUAAGACUCAAAUGAGUAAAAUUUUUUAAAAGAUAUUCUAUAUACAUACACCUCGAAUAAAAUGUGUGGUGAGGUCAUGUGACUUGAGGGUGUCGUAGAAAUGUAUUCUUCCGAAAUUAAUUUAUAUUCCUCAGAACUGAUUUUAAAAAAUCAGUAUUAAGUAGGUACCCCCACUUCUCGUUGUAUCGUGUUAGAUCGUUUCUCAAUAUCUCAUUAUUCUAUAAACUUGUUUAAUAUUUUUUUAAUGUAUUAUAGCCAUGAUGAUGUUUGAGAAAUAUAUUUUAUUAAAACCA
This is a messenger RNA of Harmonia axyridis, 1176 nucleotides long. RefSeq lists its product as uncharacterized. The coding region runs from base 121 to 795 and encodes 224 amino acids. The record is from RefSeq and is a predicted model, not a curated record. The transcript is spliced from 3 exons. NCBI's taxonomy places the organism in Eukaryota, Metazoa, Arthropoda, Insecta, Coleoptera, Coccinellidae.